Scaptodrosophila lebanonensis is the source of this 3478-nucleotide messenger RNA. It is a transcript of the gene Men-b, whose product is annotated as NADP-dependent malic enzyme. NCBI's taxonomy places the organism in Eukaryota, Metazoa, Arthropoda, Insecta, Diptera, Drosophilidae. The transcript is spliced from 7 exons. The coding region runs from base 220 to 2079 and encodes 619 amino acids. The record is from RefSeq and is a predicted model, not a curated record. Gene Ontology annotation, cellular component: mitochondrion. Gene Ontology annotation, biological process: pyruvate metabolic process; malate metabolic process. Gene Ontology annotation, molecular function: malate dehydrogenase (decarboxylating) (NAD+) activity; NAD binding; malate dehydrogenase (decarboxylating) (NADP+) activity.
GCGUUCUUGUUGGUCAAUUUCUGGAUAAUCGCGUCGUCGCUGAUUGUUGUUGUUGUGUGUUUCGGGAGGUUGGCAACAACCAUAAAACUAAAAGUAUUAUUACACAAAUUUAUUUAAGCUAACAUUUAAGUGUGAAAGCAAAAGCAAGCUUAGAUUAACGCGUCAUUCUUCAAAAAGUUAACACAGCAAAGCAAUUUUAAAAACGAAAUAAAAGACAGAAUGUUUUCACGGCCAAGUGUGUGUGGAAAUCUCAGCAAAUUGUGUCGCACUGGGGCAGCAACAACAACAUCAACAACGCCAGCCGUUGCGGCUUUGGCUUUGAAUGAAGCACGCGGUUACCAUGAGGUGGUUGGCGAUAUCAUCUGCCCCUCGCAGGUUCGCGGCAUCGAUCACAUACGUGAUCCGCGUUUGAAUAAAGGCUUGGCCUUCACGCUGGAGGAGCGUCAGGUGCUGGGCAUUCACGGUCUUCAGCCCGCGCGUUUUAAGACGCAGGAGGAGCAGCUACAGCUAUGCAAAAUUGCUGUCAAUCGCUAUACGGAACCACUGAACAAGUAUCUGUAUCUGAGCGAUUUGCACGAUCGUAACGAGCGAUUGUUCUUCCGCUUUCUGUCCGAGAACAUUGAGGAUUUGAUGCCUAUUGUGUACACGCCCACAGUAGGUUUGGCCUGUCAACGUUUCGGCCUGAUCUAUAGACGUCCUCAUGGCUUGUUUGUGACUUUCAACGAUCGCGGGCACAUCUUUGAUGUUAUGAAGAACUGGCCGGAGCCAAAUGUGCGAGCUAUAUGUGUGACGGACGGUGAACGUAUAUUGGGAUUGGGCGAUUUGGGAGCCUGCGGUAUGGGCAUUCCUGUGGGCAAACUGGCUUUGUACACAGCCCUGGCUGGCAUUAAGCCGCAUCAGUGCCUGCCAAUUGUGGUGGAUGUCGGCACCAACAACAUUGAUUUGCUCGAGGAUCCACUGUAUGUGGGUUUAAGGCAGAAGCGUGUUGUGGGUCGUGAGUACGACGAUUUUAUUGAUGAGUUCAUGGAGGCGGUGGUAAAGCGAUAUGGUCAGAAUACGCUUAUACAGUUUGAGGACUUUGGCAACCACAAUGCAUUUAGAUUUUUAGACAAAUAUCGCAACACAUACUGCACAUUCAAUGAUGAUAUACAGGGAACAGCUGCUGUGGCUGUCGCUGGCUUGUACGCAUCAAAGCGUGUAACUGGCAAGUCGUUCAAGGAUUAUACUUUCCUCUUUGCGGGCGCAGGAGAAGCAGCCAUUGGCAUCGCAGAUCUUGUGGUCAAGGCCAUGGUAUCGGAAGGCGUUUCCACAGAGGAGGCCUACAGCAAAAUCUAUAUGGUUGAUAUUGAUGGUCUGCUUACAACAACGCGCAAAAUUGGUAACUUAGAUGGACAUAAGGUUAACUACGCCAAGGACUACGAGCCCAUGCAAGAUCUCGAGCAGAUUGUCAGUGCCAUCAAACCAAAUGUACUCAUUGGAGCUUCGGCUUGUGCCGGUCUCUUUACACCGAAGAUUUUGCGUACCAUGGCGGAUAACAACGAUAGACCCGUAGUUUUUGCGCUCUCUAAUCCAACCAGCAAGGCAGAAUGCACAGCUGAGCAGGCCUAUCAGAACACCGAUGCACGUGUCAUCUUUUCCUCAGGCUCGCCCUUCCCACCGGUCAACGUGGGCGAUAAGACCUACUAUCCGGGCCAGGGAAACAACGCCUACAUCUUCCCUGGUGUAGCACUGGGCGUUAUUUGCACAGGCACCCAUCACAUACCCGAUGACAUGUUCCUUAUUGCUGCCCAGGAGUUGGCCAACUUCGUGGAGUUGAGCGAUAUUGAGCGGGGUUCCCUAUAUCCGCCAUUGCAGAGCAUACAGGAAGUAUCGAUGAACAUAGCUAUCGGUGUGACCAAGUGUGCCUAUGACAAGGGUCUGGCAUCCACCUAUCCGGAACCGCAGGACAAACGCAAGUGGUUGGAAGAUCAGCUGUACAAUUUCAACUAUGAAUGCUCGAUGCCCGUCACCUGGACUUGGCCACGCAUGCCCUACAUAAAGACUCGCGAAGAGAGCCCGCUAAUUGCUGCUAUCAAAUAAGCUACCGUUGAUUGAAUUGAACGAUCGAUGUUGCUGGCACCACUCAGUUUUGCAUCCUAACCCACUGUUGCUACUACAUACCACUACUACUUGAAUCCGUUUAAACACCAUCAGCACCAAAAACUAACCAAACAUUGAUAUAGACAAUUUCCAGCUGCUGACGCUGUUAUAUAUUUAUAUGUUACUCUUUCCAUUUAUUCGCUCGCCACGCAAAUUUAAGAUCAAAAUCACAGAGCGGCACACUAGCCGAACGAAUCUCCACUCUCCCAAGUGACUAAAAAGCAAGCGAACCGAACCCGUUUGUUAGUGCACGCGCCACACAAUCGUGGCUCAAAGCGCCGUGUAGUUAUUAAAAUAAAUUCUUAGUCAUAGACUUGAGUUGUAGUAACUAACAAAUUCAGAGACAAGCAAGCAAUCAAGCAACGGCUCGGUGUGCAGCAAAAUCGUUUUAUGUAUUUUAUAUAUGAUUACAUCUUUAUAUAUGUAAUAUUUUGUAUGAAUUAAUUAUCUUGUUUAUUGUUGGUGAUCAGUACCGAUAACGCAACGACGCAGUAUUUUUUCUAAUUUUUAACUGUAAAUCCCAUUGUGCUAUGUUUUAAUUUGCAAAUUUGUAAAAUAACUCCUCCACUAUGUAUAAAUUGGCUUGGCAGUAAUUGUUUAACUCUAGCUUGCUCCUUUUUUAUCUCACAUACACACCCUAUGUUUCUCUCUGCUACCGUUACUAACGAAAACCAACAGCAAGCGGCUAAAAGCGAGGCUCUUGCCAAAUUGAAAGAAUUUAUUAAAGCUUUUAAAAAUCAAUUACCGCAUAAUGCAACGCAAAUUCAACAAUUGAUUGAUCUAUUGCUAUGUUUCCAUUUCGUUGCCAAUAUAGAAAACGAAGAAAUCAUAUAAAUUAAAUGCAACCCAACCCCACGACCGCAUAGAACAAUUGGCUAUAUGCAGAUAAAGUGCUUCGAUAACGGUGGCUACCCUACCGAAGAGAGUCCUCCUCUUUCUCCCCAUGCUAAAAGAGCAGCUGCUGAUCGUUACUCUUAAAGCUUAAUAUGUAAACUACUACUAAUUAAUUAAGAUAUCCGUUUUUAAUUUACGUUUAAACAGGCGAACAUACAUAUAUACAUAUAUGUAUGUAUAUACAGUUAUAUAGCGUAUGAUUAUGUUUAUAUUGUUGAACCAUGUCUGAUAUUUAUUAAUGCAAUUAAAUAGCUUUGUUAUAAUUUAUUGUUACAAACAUAAAGCGCAAGUUAAUUUUAAUACAACGCCAAUAUAAACACGUUAUGCAUUUGUGCAUAAACAAUUGAAUCGACGCCUAAGCCGUUGUACAAUUGACCAGAUCAUACAGACAUACAUAUACAGGCAUAGCUGCGAAAACAAUAAAAACCACAGUAACAUGAAAACU